CCCGGACCUGACCUCAGCCCACCGUCAGAACCUCAGCCAGCGGAGCUUUCCCACCGUCCUAGGCCAGUUGACUCUCUAUGGAGAUGAAGUUCGACCCUUCGGGGUCUGAUGGAAAUUCACUGUGACAUUCCAACCAAGAGAACGUGCUGAAGCCCACCGAGCCCUCUCCCCAUGGGCCCUGAUGGUAGCCCCCCGAAGGUGCAGCCUCAGCUGGUCUCCCUUCUUCUCUGUCAAGAGUAAACUUUGGGUCUGGGAUCGCAGCGCCACCUGUGGAGAAAAUGGUAUGCGAGGGAAAGCGCUCAGCCUCUUGCCCUUGUUUCUUCCUCCUGACGGCCAAGUUCUACUGGAUCCUCACCAUGAUGCAAAGAACACACAGUCAGGAGUAUGCCCAUUCCAUACGCUUGGAUGGGGACAUCAUUUUGGGGGGUCUGUUCCCAGUCCACGCCAAGGGGGAGAGGGGCGUGCCUUGUGGGGAGCUCAAGAAGGAAAAGGGGAUCCACCGGCUUGAGGCCAUGCUUUAUGCAAUCGACCAGAUUAAUAAGGACCCGGAGCUCCUGUCCAAUAUCACGCUGGGUGUCCGGAUCCUUGACACGUGCUCCCGGGACACCUACGCGUUGGAGCAGUCGCUGACCUUCGUGCAGGCCUUGAUCGAGAAAGAUGCUUUUGACGUGAAGUGUGCUAAUGGAGACCCACCCAUUUUCACCAAGCCCGACAAGAUUUCUGGCGUCAUCGGUGCUGCAGCCAGCUCCGUGUCCAUCAUGGUUGCUAACAUUCUAAGACUUUUUAAGAUACCUCAGAUCAGCUAUGCAUCCACAGCCCCCGAACUCAGUGACAACACCAGGUAUGACUUUUUCUCCCGGGUCGUCCCACCGGACUCCUAUCAAGCACAGGCCAUGGUGGACAUUGUGACAGCGCUGGGCUGGAAUUACGUGUCGACGCUGGCUUCUGAGGGGAACUACGGGGAGAGUGGCGUGGAGGCCUUCACCCACAUCUCCAGGGAGAUCGGUGGUGUUUGUAUUGCUCAGUCGCAGAAGAUCCCACGUGAACCGAGACCUGGAGAAUUUGAAAAAAUCAUCAAACGCCUGCUAGAAACACCUAAUGCUCGGGCAGUGAUUAUGUUUGCCAAUGAGGAUGACAUCAGGAGGAUAUUGGAAGCAGCAAAAAAAUUAAACCAAAGUGGGCAUUUUCUCUGGAUCGGCUCAGACAGUUGGGGAUCCAAAAUUGCACCCGUCUACCAGCAGGAGGCGAUUGCAGAAGGGGCUGUGACAAUUUUGCCUAAAAGAGCAUCCAUUGAUGGAUUUGAUCGAUACUUUAGAAGCCGCACCCUUGCCAAUAAUCGAAGAAAUGUGUGGUUCGCGGAAUUUUGGGAGGAGAAUUUUGGAUGCAAGUUAGGAUCGCAUGGAAAAAGGAACAGCCAUAUAAAGAAAUGCACAGGACUGGAGCGCAUUGCCCGGGAUUCAUCUUACGAACAGGAAGGGAAGGUGCAAUUUGUAAUCGAUGCGGUAUAUUCCAUGGCUUAUGCCCUGCACAAUCUGCACAAGGACCUCUGCCCUGGGUACAUUGGCCUGUGCCCACGGAUGAGCACCAUCGAUGGGAAAGAGCUGCUUGGUUACAUUCGGGCCGUCAAUUUCAAUGGUAGUGCUGGAACACCUGUUACGUUUAAUGAGAAUGGAGAUGCUCCUGGACGUUAUGAUAUCUUCCAGUAUCAAAUAACCAACAAAAGUCCAGAGUACAAAAUCAUCGGGCACUGGACCAAUCAGCUCCAUCUAAAAGUGGAAGACAUGCAGUGGGCGAAGAGAGAGCACGUUCAGCCGGCUUCUGUCUGCAGCUUGCCGUGUAAACCAGGGGAGAGGAAGAAGAAGGUGAAAGGGGUCCCUUGCUGCUGGCAUUGCGAGCGCUGCGAAGGUUACAACUACCAGGUGGACGAGCUCUCCUGUGAACUUUGCCCGUUGGACCAAAGACCCAACGUCAACCGCACCGGCUGCCAGCUUAUCCCGAUCAUCAAGCUGGAGUGGCAUUCCCCCUGGGCCGUGGUGCCUGUGUUCAUUGCAAUCUUGGGCAUCAUCGCCACCACCUUGGUGAUCGUGACCUUCGUCCGCUAUAACGACACACCUAUUGUGAGAGCUUCCGGACGUGAGCUCAGCUACGUGCUGCUCACGGGGAUUUUUCUCUGUUAUUCGAUCACCUUUUUAAUGAUUGCCGCGCCAGAUACAGUCACCUGCUCCUUCCGACGGAUCUUCCUGGGACUUGGCAUGUGCUUCAGCUAUGCAGCCCUGCUCACCAAAACCAACCGAAUCCACCGAAUAUUUGAGCAGGGCAAGAAAUCCGUCACAGCGCCCAAGUUCAUUAGUCCAGCGUCCCAGCUGGUGAUCACCUUCAGCCUCAUCUCCAUACAGCUCCUGGGGGUCUUUGUCUGGUUUGUGGUCGACCCCCCCCACAUCAUCAUUGACUAUGGAGAGCAGCGGACACUGGACCCGGAGCACGCUCGGGGAGUGCUCAAGUGUGACAUUUCCGACCUCUCGCUCAUUUGUUCCCUCGGGUACAGCAUCCUCUUGAUGGUCACUUGUACUGUGUAUGCCAUCAAAACAAGAGGUGUCCCAGAGACGUUCAACGAAGCCAAACCGAUUGGAUUUACCAUGUACACCACCUGCAUCAUUUGGUUAGCUUUCAUCCCCAUCUUCUUUGGCACAGCCCAGUCAGCAGAAAAGAUGUACAUCCAGACAACAACACUCACUGUCUCCAUGAGUUUAAGUGCUUCAGUGUCUCUGGGCAUGCUCUAUAUGCCCAAGGUUUAUAUUAUAAUUUUUCAUCCAGAGCAGAACGUUCAGAAACGCAAGAGGAGCUUCAAGGCCGUGGUGACAGCAGCCACCAUGCAAAGCAAACUGAUCCCCAAAGGAAACGACAGACCAAAUGGCGAGGUGCAGAGUGAACUCUGUGAGAGUCUUGAAACCAACAGUAAGUCGCCUGUAGACUUUCCAAUGGUCAAGAGCGGGAGCGCUUCCUAACAGAUCUUCCUCUACCAAGACUACAUAUAUCAGCUACAGCAAUCAUUCGAUCUGAAACGGGGACAUGAUACAACCUGAAGAAACGUGGCAUGUGAUCUUCAACAGAGCACACCACCAGGAACUGGCGAUCUCUGUAGACUACAGUCAAUCAAAUCACUCGUCAGUCUCUUAAGGAACAAAAUUCAGCCACGAGCCGAAAAGUACCAAUAACGGGUAUUGAAGAAACCUGUUUUAUAAAAUACAGCCAAUGAGUGUAAAGCUUAAGUAUGGCUUACCUCAUGAGAAGUUUAAAAAAAAAAUCAAAAAAGGAAACCUAAUGUUAGCUUGUGAAAAAAAAAUGCUGUUGAAAUAAACCAUGUCUGAUGUUAUUCUUGUAAGUAUUUUUUCUGUGACCGUGAGAACCCCCAUACCUGUCCCACAUUGUUCAACUUGUAAAGACUAUGAGUCUGUUUCUUGUAAUGGCUGACUGGAUUGAAGCCCUGGGUUGUGCUAAAAAUAAAUGCCAUGGUUGAC
This is a messenger RNA of Echinops telfairi (small Madagascar hedgehog), 3518 nucleotides long. RefSeq names its product glutamate metabotropic receptor 8 (gene GRM8). The coding region runs from base 279 to 3005 and encodes 908 amino acids. NCBI's taxonomy places the organism in Eukaryota, Metazoa, Chordata, Mammalia, Afrosoricida, Tenrecidae. The record is from RefSeq and is a predicted model, not a curated record. Gene Ontology annotation, molecular function: group III metabotropic glutamate receptor activity. The transcript is spliced from 10 exons. Gene Ontology annotation, cellular component: membrane. Gene Ontology annotation, biological process: G protein-coupled glutamate receptor signaling pathway; regulation of synaptic transmission, glutamatergic.